Molecule: messenger RNA, 1602 nt
Organism: Kalmanozyma brasiliensis GHG001
Lineage: Eukaryota; Fungi; Basidiomycota; Ustilaginomycetes; Ustilaginales
Product: Pantoate-beta-alanine ligase
Exons: 2
Coding region: 1-1602 (533 amino acids)
Biological process (GO): pantothenate biosynthetic process
Molecular function (GO): pantoate-beta-alanine ligase activity
Source: RefSeq, a predicted model, not a curated record
AUGUCGUACAGACGAGUCGAAACAUCCGACCCACGACGCCCGGAGUUGGUCCGCCCGCUGGUGCUGCCCGCAUCGUGGAAGACGGACGAGAUCGACAUCUACGCGUCCUUCCUGGGAUCGGUGAGCAUGAUGAGCGGUGCCGCCAUGCUGACUCGGGCGCCCUACAUCGCGUACGCGGGCUUGAUCUUCGCCUGCGCUCACAUUGCGCACGACAAGCCUUUCAAGUCGAGCAAGACGAGAGAGGCGUCGACGGGCGGUCCUUGGAUGUCGUUGAUCUUUUCGCUUGUGGCUAUGAUGGCGCUGAUUUUGCCAAAGCGGGAUGCACGGGUUGCACGUAGCUUGCUCACACAAGCAUUUGGCUCCCCGGUGGUCGGUAGCGGACCAGCCACUGGCACAUCGACCAGACCAACCAAGACAAUCACGCUGCGCAACCUGUCCUCUUCGACAGUGCGCCCAACGUCUCGAUACGUGACACAACGUCGGCUUUUUCCCAUGCACUCGACACAUCGACCUUCAACACCCACAGCAAGCAUAUUCAGCUCGAGAGCCUUCUCGUCUUCGGCCGACUCGCCUGUCGCCGACUCUCCGAUCCCCAUCUUCACCACAGUGCGAGACUACCGAGCAUGGCGAGCACAAGCCACCAGGGAGGGCAAGUCGGUCGGCUUUGUCGCGACCAUGGGCGCGCUUCACGAUGGGCAUCUCAAGCUCGUACGAGCUAGCUUGGAAGAAAACGACUACACCGUCGUGUCGAUCUUUGUCAAUCCAGCUCAGUUUGCUCCCACUGAGGACCUUGCUUCGUAUCCACGCACCGUCGAAUCGGACAUCGCCAAGCUCGCCUCGAUAUCUCACCCUUCCGGCCGCAAAGUGGAUACCGCAUUCGUACCUAGCGUCAAGGAGAUGUAUCCAAACGGCUUCACACAGGUCGUAGCGGACCAGAUUGGCGCGUUUGUAGAGGUCAAGGGUCUCAGUCACCAGAUGGAGGGCGGGAGCAGACCCACCUUCUUCCGCGGCGUAGCAACCGUCGUCACCAAGCUCUUUCACAUCAUUCAGCCCGACCGCACCUACUUUGGUCAGAAGGACAUCCAACAGUGUGUUGUGCUUCGUCGUCUCGUCUCGGACCUCGUCUUUUCGCACCCACCUUCACCGGAACAUUUUCGCGUCAUUCCAACAGGUCGUGAUCCAAAGGACAAUCUUGCGCUUAGCAGUCGCAACGCAUACUUGACACCAGACUCACGGAAGGUCGCGCCGGUACUCUAUCGCGCGCUCAGGGCAGGACAGGAGGUGUGGGAGCAGUCGCAUUGGUCAGACACGGACAAGCAGGAGCGGAUCAAGAAGACGCUGGAUACUGCGAGAGCGGUAGUUCUUGAGGAGGUAGACCGGUGCAAGCAGGAUGGCAAGAGUGUGGACCUCAAGUUGGACUACAUCUCGUUGAACCAUCCAAAGACACUGGAGAACGUGGAGUCGCUGUUGGCGGACAAGGGCGCAUCGGCGAUCGACGUGAGCCAAGGAGCUAUCCUCAGCGGAGCAGCGUUGAUCAGUCAGGGCAACGGCGGCAAGGUCACUCGACUCAUUGACAAUCUCUUGCUCGGAUUCAAGCUGUAA